Molecule: messenger RNA, 2765 nt
Organism: Cokeromyces recurvatus
Lineage: Eukaryota; Fungi; Mucoromycota; Mucoromycetes; Mucorales; Mucoraceae
Product: P-loop containing nucleoside triphosphate hydrolase protein
Exons: 9
Coding region: 113-2674 (853 amino acids)
Biological process (GO): microtubule-based movement
Molecular function (GO): ATP binding; microtubule motor activity; microtubule binding
Source: RefSeq, a predicted model, not a curated record
GUAGUGUGUGUAAAAGCGUAAUACAUGAUUGUGUACGCCCCCUUUUUUUAUUCUUUAUUUCUUUCUUUCUCUUAUAUUUUUAAAUAAGAAAUACACUUUUUUCCUAACAUCAAUGUCAAUUUUAUUAUUAGAAACAUUAAAAAAAGCUGAAUUAGAACAGUAUUUUCCAAGUUUUUCAUUAAACGGAAUUACCCAAUUAGAAGCCCUUGCACAGUUAUCUAUGCAAGACUAUGGUAGUUUUGGAAUAACUUCUAUCACAGAUAGAAAAAAAUUAUUUCAGCUCGUACAAAGUUUAAGACAUGAAAUUCCAACUGUUGAAAGUGGUUUAAUAUAUUCUUUUAAGGCUAGUUCUUCAGUCUAUAGUAGAAGUAAUAGUAAACCACCCUCUACUUCUAAUAGUAAUAUAUCUUCUUUACCUAUUGCUGACUUUUCAAAUUUAAGCAUCACUUCUAAUGUGAGACGGGGUAGUGGUCAACCUUCUUUACAACAAACAGCAACAGUCCAAAUACCAAGUCGGACACGUUCGCGCACAUUACCUUCUUCAGAUUAUAGUAAUCAUUAUUUAUAUCAGCAGCAGCAGCAGCAACAACAACAUUCUGAUUUCUUAAAAACCUCAACAUCUAAUUUUAUGAUUCAUGAAGGAAAUAAUAGUGAUAAUCCUAAAGAUUCUGAUAAAUGCGAAAUUAGACGGGGUUCUGGCCCUUUAUUAGAUUCAUAUGGUAUUCCUAUUCAAAAUAAGAUACGUUAUAAUUCAAUGCGCCAUCAAUAUCAACAUAAUAUAUCAUCUUCCUUCAAUAAUAAUCUUUAUUCUGCUUCUCCCUCUUCUUACCUUAAUAAUAAUACUACUACGACUACUACUACUACUACUAUAGAUACAGCAUCAUCUUCUUUACAACAACAACAACAUCAUCAUCAUCAAUUAAGUGACUUGAAUCAAAAGAUCCGAGUUUGUGUUAGAAAGAGACCUUUGAACAGAAAGGAAUUGGAAAGGAACGAAAAAGAUAUCGCGCCUACAGUAGGCAUAAGAAGUAUUAAUGUGAAUGAGCCAAAAAUGAAGGUUGAUUUAACAAAAUAUAUUGAGCAACAUAACUUUACUUUUGAUGAUGUAUUUGAUAGUAAUGAGACAAAUGAAAGGAUUUAUCAAAGAACUGCACAACCUCUUGUUAAAUAUAUUUUUGAAGGUGGAAAGGCUACAUGCUUCGCUUAUGGGCAAACAGGUUCAGGCAAGACAUACACAAUGCUAGAUUCCAAGUUAGGGCUUUAUGUUUUAGCUGCACGUGAUGUGUUCUCCUUAAUUCGACAACCAAAAUACAAGCAUUUGAUUGCUUGUAUCGGCUUUUAUGAAAUCUACCAAGGUCACCUCUACGAUUUACUCAAUGACCGCAAAAAACUAUUUGCCCGAGAAGAUGGAAAACAGAAUGUAGUUAUUGUUGGACUUAAAGAAUUUGUCAUUGAGAAUGUAGAAGAUUUGAUGCAGGUAUUUGAAUACGGCAGUCAAGCACGUAGUACAGGUAGCACAGGCGCUAAUUCGGACUCUUCCCGAUCUCAUGCUGUCCUUCAAAUCUUAUUACGACCCACAAAUAAAAAGAAAACGAUUAUUGGUAAGCUUAGUUUUAUUGAUCUUGCGGGUAGCGAGCGUGGUGCUGAUCGUGGUGAUAAUACGGAUAUGAAGACAAGAAUGGAAGGCGCAGAAAUUAAUAAAAGUUUAUUGGCUCUAAAGGAAUGUAUCCGCGCUUUAGACCAAGAUAAACGACAUACGCCAUUUCGACAAAGUAAGCUCACACAGGUUUUGAAAGAUUCGUUUGUAGGUAAUUCGCGUACAUGUAUGAUUGCAACUAUUUCUCCUAAUCAAAGUAACAGUGAGCAUACAUUGAAUACAUUACGAUAUGCAGAUAGAGUAAAAGAGCUUAAAGGAGAAAAAGAUAGAAGACUCACCAAUAGUAAUGAUUUUGAUAGUAAUGCUAGUGAAAAUAAUACCUAUUCGCAUCAACAUCGCCAAUUAUCUGGAGAUUUUUUCAAUAAUAGUAGUAGUAGUACUACUACUACUACUAAUGAAAGAGAUUAUAUAGAUUGUUAUGCAGAUGAUUCAGAUGAUUCCGACUUGUAUAAUAAUAUAGAUGAUGAGGAGGAGGAUGAAGAUUUAUUAUUACAUGAGGAAAAUUUUCCAAAUAAUGGUGAUGACAAUAUCUUAGAUAAAGACUUUCCUCAUGAAAAGCAUAACUCAACAGCUGAAAUUAACCAUCAACAGUAUUACCAGCAUACAUCACCUGUGAAUAUUAUCCGGCAUCCACUUGAUAAUAAUAUUAUAUCUUCUUCACCUGAAUGCAAGUUAUUCUAUAACAAUCAACCUACCAAGCUUCCUCAGUUAGAGAAUUGUUUAUUUUUUGAUCCUAAUACAAUUGAUUCAUUUGUCAAGUUUCAUAGAACACAGAUUAGAGAAGUUUCCGAGUAUUCAAAAAGGGAAACCAGACUAUUAGCUAAUUUAACUCUAAGCUUAUCAAGUAGAAGGCAAGAAGACAAUAAUCAGAAUUCUUCCUUACGAGAAGAGUUAAAAAUGUCAAGUGAAUUUAUUGGAUAUUUGGAUAAUUUAGAUGAAGUGUUAGAAAAGAAAACUGCCGUUAUUGAGGCAUUAAGAGAUAAAAUUAGAUAUGUAUUAGGAGAAGAAGAGAUUUAAGUAAUAUAUUAUUAUAAUAAAUAAAGAAAACUUAUUAUAUAUAUUUAUAUAUAUAUGGAUAAUGUUUAUUAUAUUUACACUAAGAACUUUG